Molecule: messenger RNA, 384 nt
Organism: Pichia kudriavzevii
Lineage: Eukaryota; Fungi; Ascomycota; Pichiomycetes; Pichiales; Pichiaceae
Exons: 1
Coding region: 1-384 (127 amino acids)
Source: RefSeq, a predicted model, not a curated record
AUGGUUGAUAUUUAUACAGUCAAAUUUUGGCGAACCCCGCUGUUGGUCCAAAUGGGAACGAGCAAGCGCGAAUCUUUACGCAUCUCUGCAAAUUGGACGGCACGCACGCGGAGAAAUUUGCAGCAGAAAAUUACGGUGCCACUAGAAAUGGCGGUGGAAUUUAAAGUGGUGUUUAUUUUAGUGUCUAUUUUAGUGUCUAUUUUAGAGCAUACUACAACUUCAGUUGGGGAGUUCCGGUUGAAUUAUCCGAGAUUCUCAGGUGUGCCCUCCUCUCCAUGUCCCCGCAUCCCAUCGCCUUCUGUCAAUGGAUUAUACAAGGCUCGAAGGAUAUGUACAAGGUUGUUGCAUGUUAUCGCAGAGACUAGAGAGAUGUGGAUUGUGUAG